Messenger RNA from Eremomyces bilateralis CBS 781.70, 1119 nucleotides. Its product is annotated as acetyltransferase. NCBI's taxonomy places the organism in Eukaryota, Fungi, Ascomycota, Dothideomycetes, Eremomycetales, Eremomycetaceae. Gene Ontology annotation, molecular function: acyltransferase activity, transferring groups other than amino-acyl groups. The record is from RefSeq and is a predicted model, not a curated record. The transcript has a single exon. The coding region runs from base 230 to 805 and encodes 191 amino acids.
GUCAAGGCGAACCGAAUAUCCUACCAAAAACUUCGAAGUUUGGAACUGUAAAUCUUUUAUGCGGAGAUGCUUGCUUUGAUUCAAUUCCAGAUUCGGUGUCGUCCGGUCUCUCCAGUGUCUGUAGACGGAAACCAGCACAUCACCACCACCUACUGCUAUCUUGUUCUCCCAGGCCCAAAUUUCCGUCAAUUUACACCCCUACGAAAGACCAUUACUCUAAGCUCUUGUCAUGGCUUCCGAUUCUGUUAUCCUCGUGACACCGCGAACAAUUCUCCGUCCCAUGAAACUCAGCGACAUCCUGUCUGUCAGCCGCGCUGCCAACUCCGCUGCGGUAGCGCAGUACAUGCGGAAUCGCUUCCCUUCGCCAUAUACUGAAGCGGAUGCUGAAAAGUGGAUCAAGGGACUUCUAGCUAAGGAGCGUCCUUGUGGAUUCGCGAUCGCGGACCCAAAGACGGACGAAGUGAUUGGGGGCAUUGGAAUCGAGCUGGGAAAGGAUGUCGACUUUCGAUCGGCCGAGUUUGGGUAUUGGCUAGGGGAAGACUACUGGGGGAAAGGAAUCAUGAGCGAGGUGGGGAAGGCAUUUGCAGAGUGGGUGUUAAAGAACAUUAGGGUCACGUCGGAAUACGAAGCUGGAAAGGAGUUCACGUUGACCAGACUCUUUGCAAGUGUUUUGGACGGAAAUGAUGGAAGUCGGCGUGUUCUAGAAAAGUCGGGAUUUGUGUUGGAAGGGAUAAUGAAGAGAGGCGCAUACAAACACGGGAAGGUCAUGGAUCAGUGGAUAUAUGCAAUAACACAAGAGGACUGAUUAUAUAAAGAGUAAUUGGCGUUAUGAGGCUAGACAGAAACACAUGAGUCCACUAUCUUUCAAGCUUCUCGAACACCGUUAACUCUUCUCGACACCCAUCUUCAUCCCUCUCAAACAGCAUGGGAUGGUUACAUACAUCAUGCUCACAAGAACGCCGUUCCCCAAGGUAUCACCAUGACAAGGAAAGAUGCAAGCGAGAGUAAGAAGUGAUACUCCGUCGCGACAACACCCAAAGUCCCGUUUUCAUCCAAUCCCACGCAUCCCAACAUUACCCUGAUAUAUUUACGGAAACAAAGGUCAAUCGAUGUCCAAAU